Guillardia theta CCMP2712 is the source of this 342-nucleotide messenger RNA. RefSeq lists its product as hypothetical. The transcript has 2 exons. Gene Ontology annotation, cellular component: cytosol. NCBI's taxonomy places the organism in Eukaryota, Cryptophyceae, Pyrenomonadales, Geminigeraceae. The record is from RefSeq and is a predicted model, not a curated record. The annotation marks the transcript as partial.
UACCGUGGCGACUGGCUCUACAACGAGCAGCAUGGCAAGGGCGAGCACCGCUGGGAGGACGGGUCGGUCUACAACGGGGCUUGGGUACAUGGCAAGAUGCAGGGGCAGGGGAGCUACCGGUGGAAGGAUGGGACCAAGUACAACGGAGAGUUCUAUGAUGGCGUCAGACAUGGGAAGGGGAGGCUGAGAUACCCAGACGGGAGGAUGUACGACGGGGAGUGGAAGGAUGGAGACAUCUGCGGAGAAGGCACCCUUCACUAUGCCAACGGUUGGACGUACGAGGGAGAGUUUCUCUCCGGGUUCAAGCACGGUCAUGGGAUCAGGACCGAGUGGUACGGGGGC